GUUGCCCAUUUCCUGCUUUGAAAUGAUGUGUGCACAGAACAGAGAAGAGAAACUUCCUUGACUGUAGAGCUUUGUAUUCCGUUAUUGUAAGCGCUGACGCUCUUUCAAAUGCUGUAAAACAUUCACUUAAGAUAAAGCAGGAGAUUUAUCAGAGGACCAUGAGUCGUGGAUCUAAAACUAAAAUGGAGAACGCCCGCAGCCCUCUGCUGAGCCUGCAGGAGAAUGAGAAGUUGGAGGAGCUGCUGGGCAGAAGGUGUGCUUCCAUGGCCACUGCAGUAGCACAGUUGCACAUGGCUCUGCCUAACAGUCCAUCCAUAUGGAGUCUGCAGCACACUGGAGUCGUGUGCUUCGUCAAAGACAACCCUCAGCGCUCCUACUUCAUACGGAUGUUUGAUUUGAAGGCAGGGCGGCAGGUUUGGGAGCAGGAGCUCUACAACCAAAUUGUUUACUCCUCGCCACAGUCGUACUUUCAUACCUUUGCUGCAGAUGAUUGUCAAGUGGGACUGAACUUUGCCGAGCAACAGGAAGCAGAGGCCUUCCAAAGUGCUGUGGAGGAGAAAAUCGACCAAAGAAACAACCGUCACGACAAGAAACAGCGCCCCCUGCCACCUAGUGACAGAGGUUCCCUGCCUCGACUCCCGCCUGAAAAAGCAUCAUCUGGUAGCCCUGGAUCUUUUCCUAUGGCCACGGUGGACAUCCAGAACCCAGAUAUCCAGUCUUCACGCUACCGCACGACACCUUCAACCUCUUCCUUAUCUCUCAGCAUCAAAGACAAGAAAAAGGACAAGAAGAACAAGAAAAAGGGCCCCAAACUCUCCAAAGCAGACAUAGGAGCACCCAGUGGAUUUAAGCAUGUUAGUCAUGUCGGGUGGGAUCCCAACAACAUUGACCCUGAUCUGUGGAAGCUGCUCUCCCAAGCUGGGAUCAGUGAAGCUGAGAUGAGGGAUGAAAAAACCUCUCAGCUCAUCUAUAAUGUCAUCGAGCAGUCUGGAGGCAUGGAGGCCGUCAAACGGGAGGUGAACAGAGCUUCUGGACCUCCACCCCCUCCACCUGGCAGACAAGGGCCCCUGCCUCCUUUGCCAGGCUCCACUCUCUCUGCCCCGACCCCUCCACCUCCACGAAGCCGCUCCGGCCCCCUGCCUCCCAUCCCAGGCCAGUCCUCACGAGGUACCCCAUCCGCUCACCCACCUUCAGCACGUGGAGGUGUGCCACCCCCGCCCCCUCCAACAAACAGAGGCGGACCUCCACCACCACCGCCACCUGCACUCUCGGCGUCCUCACCACCUUCCACAAAGUUCUCUACUGCCUCAGCUCCGAUGUCCUCCCACCACGCGCCUCCUCCCCCGCCGCCAUCUAGCCAACAGCGUUUUCCGCCUCCUCCAGUCCCAUCUGCACCCAGCAGAGUGGGCGGAGGAGGAGGAGGAGGUGCUCCACCUCCUCCUCCACCCCCUCCUCCUCCACCUCCUCAGGCUUCUGUUUCUUCAGAUUUCCCACCACCUCCUCCCCCCUCCGGUGGCCCAGCACCACCUGCCCCUGUAUCCUCGGGAGGAGGAGACAGCAGAGGAGCUCUGCUGGAUCAGAUCCGACUGGGGAAGAAGCUCAGAAAUGUGACAGAGAGCCCUGAUCCAGCUCCAUCCUCGUCUCCAGGAUCAGGUGAGGGCAUCGUUGGUGCUCUCAUGAGUGUCAUGCAGAAGAGGAGUAAAGUCAUCCAUUCCUCUGAUGAAAGUGAAGAAGAGGGUGGAGAUGAAGACGACGACGACGACGAAUGGGACGACUGAUGCAGAGGUUCUUGUUUGUGUAGAUUUUGACGUUAGUUCAACUGUGAUUUUUAGGGCGAAAACUCUGGGUAGCAACAUUUUUGGAUUUUGCAAACUGGAAUAUGAGUUGUAUAUGAGACAAACUGUAGGCGAUUAAAUAAACAAGUCAUUUAACGUAAAGGACUGUGAAGGACACACUUAAGAGAAUUCUGAAAUGUUUAUAUAUUUGUUCAAACAUUUCCAGUGUAGGAUUGAUCAGCAUGACAGCACGUAGCACUGUGUUACUCACAAUGAAGGUGAAUGGUGGCUCUGACUGGAAAAUAUAUUGUUCCUUGUGCUUCCAUUGAAAAGAGCCAUUUUUAAAAAGAAGUAAAUACAGCUUAUGACAGAACACCACCAAUCAAAUACUAAAUCUGAGCCAGUUUCAUUCCCAUUUUUGUAAUAACAUACUGUACAUGAAAAUUAUGUUCCUGUAUCAUUUUCUCAUACAUCUGUGCAAAGAUCCCCAAAUUCCCUCUAAUACCGCCACCGACAAAGUGCAUAACUGGAAGAACACUGUAUGCUAUACAUAUCUUAAACACUCACAUACUGCAGGUCACUAGAGCACGGGACAGUAAGGGAGCCAUUAUAUGACAACAUCCAAUGGAAUUAGCUUAACAGAAUACAUUACACCUUACAAACAUCAUAACACACCAAGGUUGAAAACAGAACAGUAAAAUGUACAACUUGCAACAAACAACGACAGAUACAACAGCAUGCAACAUCUGCAUUUAUAUCAUCAUACUAUCUUCAUACAAUACAAGAGUAAUCCAAUGACCAUAUCAUGACCAUAUAUAUUAUAUUCACAAUCAAUAUAUUACAUUUUUGUUUCAAGAUACUUAAAAAGACCAUACUUGUGGUUUUGCAUGUUGUAGCCUCUUAACUACAUGUUGCAUUGACUUUACAUGACAUUCAAACAUUUUCCAAAACAACAACAAACUUGCCUGAAAUAUGUGAUGCAUGUUUUUUUUUUUUUUUCCUUUGUCACAGUAACAUUACAGUUGGUAAUCCAGUUGUGUUUUGCAAACUCUUCCUUUGUGGUGCUUUCAAGGACCAUCCAACAUCUGGCAAUUAAUGAUCAGUGGCAGAAACUUUUAUUUUGUCAUGGGAUCAAUUUAAAAGAAAAAUAAUAAGCAAACAUG
Messenger RNA from Seriola dumerili (greater amberjack), 2938 nucleotides. It is a transcript of the gene wasb, whose product is annotated as Wiskott-Aldrich syndrome. The coding region runs from base 159 to 1778 and encodes 539 amino acids. The record is from RefSeq and is a predicted model, not a curated record. Lineage: Eukaryota; Metazoa; Chordata; Actinopteri; Carangiformes; Carangidae. The transcript is spliced from 11 exons. Gene Ontology annotation, biological process: actin filament organization. Gene Ontology annotation, molecular function: actin binding.